CGUCUACAUUGUUCUCCAUGAAGAGCAAAGAUAGAACGCGAUCAUGGAGGCUUCCCUCUCGAUUGGGAUUAGAAACCCUAAAAGAUUUUUUUUUUUAAAAAAGGAAGGGGGCGAGAUUCUCUUUUCGCAGAGAUUCCCCACCGAAAAAAGCUUGGAUUUCUCCUUUUUUUUCAAGGUCCUGAGAAGGGGUUUCAUUUUGGGCGCAGGAUCUCUUGUUUGGCAGACCCUUGAGUGGACAUGGGUUACUUUCACAAUAUUUUUGGUGGCUGCCAUGAUCAAACUGAUACCGGUGCUGUGAUACGCGAUGGAAGGGAAAUCCUUUUCCAGGCUUUUAACUGGGAGUCUCAUAAACAUGAUUGGUGGAGAAAUUUGGACAGAAAAGUCUCUGACAUUGCGAAAUCUGGAUUUACCUCUGUAUGGUUGCCGCCACCAUCUCAGUCCCUUGCAUCGGAAGGUUAUCUUCCACAGGACCUUUAUUCGCUCAACUCGGCUUAUGGCUCUGAGCAUCUGUUGAAAUCUCUGCUUCAUAAGAUGAAACAGCACAAAGUUAGAGCUAUGGCUGAUAUAGUCAUCAACCAUCGUGUCGGAACCACAACAGGGCAUGGCGGAAUGUAUAAUCGCUACGAUGGGGUUUCGUUACCAUGGGACGAGCGUGCUGUCACUUGUUGUACCGGUGGACUGGGUAACCGAAGCACCGGGGAGAAUUUCAAUGGAGUUCCAAAUAUUGAUCAUACCCAAGAAUUUGUUCGGAAAGAUCUUAUUGGAUGGCUUCGUUGGCUGCGUAACACCGUUGGGUUUCAAGAUUUCCGCUUUGACUUUGCUAGAGGUUAUUCAGCAAAGUAUGUUAAGAACUAUAUAGAAGCAGCAAAACCGUUAUUUUCGGUUGGUGAGUACUGGGAUUCUUGCAAGUACAAUGGCCAUGGCUUGGACUACAAUCAAGAUAGCCAUAGACAGCGUAUCGUCAACUGGAUUGAUGCCACGGGACAGCUUUCAGCAGCAUUUGACUUCACAACCAAGGGAAUUCUGCAGGAAGCUGUAAAGGGUCAGUUUUGGCGUUUACGUGAUUCCCAAGGCAAGCCACCCGGCGUGAUGGGAUGGUGGCCUUCAAGGGCUGUGACCUUCCUUGAUAACCAUGACACUGGCUCUACUCAGGCUCACUGGCCAUUCCCUUCACACCAUAUCAUGGAGGGCUAUGCUUACACACUCACUCACCCUGGAAUUCCAUCUGUGUUCUACGAUCACUUCUACGACUGGGGUGACUCAAUCCAUGACCAGAUUGUGAAACUGAUUGCCAUCAGGAGGCAUCAAGAUAUCAGCAGCAGAUCGUCCAUUCGGAUUCUGGAAGCUCAGCCUAACCUUUACUCCGCCAUUGUCGGGGAGAAACUCUGCAUGAAACUGGGCGACGGCUCGUGGUGCCCUUCGGGGAAGGAGUGGAAGCUCGCGACAAGCGGCCACCGCUACGCCGUGUGGCACAAGUAAGAGUGGCUCUGCUAUUUUCGCAGUGAAAAAAAAAAGCCAAGGAUGGAUUGUACGGUAAAACGAUAAAUAAUCACCCGAAUUCAAGUAGUAUUUGUGAACAGAUACUCUACGUAUUCCGUAUACUUGUAUGGACAAUAAAUGAGUGAUGCUUGUACAAAUAAGAUCGACUAUGGUUUUUAAGAAUCUAAUUACCUCACUGCAGAGUUAAUGUCUU
Messenger RNA from Tarenaya hassleriana, 1693 nucleotides. RefSeq names its product probable alpha-amylase 2. Gene Ontology annotation, molecular function: alpha-amylase activity; calcium ion binding. Gene Ontology annotation, biological process: carbohydrate metabolic process. Lineage: Eukaryota; Viridiplantae; Streptophyta; Magnoliopsida; Brassicales; Cleomaceae. The coding region runs from base 238 to 1479 and encodes 413 amino acids. The record is from RefSeq and is a predicted model, not a curated record. The transcript is spliced from 13 exons.